Molecule: messenger RNA, 2673 nt
Organism: Monosiga brevicollis MX1
Lineage: Eukaryota; Choanoflagellata; Craspedida; Salpingoecidae
Exons: 14
Coding region: 1-2673 (890 amino acids)
Biological process (GO): glycosylceramide catabolic process; oligosaccharide metabolic process; glycoside catabolic process
Cellular component (GO): cytoplasm
Molecular function (GO): alpha-galactosidase activity
Source: RefSeq, a predicted model, not a curated record
AUGACGAGGGGCGUGUGGAUCGUUGCUGGGCUGCUGUUGGCAGGCUGUGCAGCGCAGGGUCGCCAGGAUGGCAAGUUGUCUCUGACACCACCAAUGGGUUGGAUGUCAUGGGAGAUCUUUCGCUGUGAGACCGAUUGUGCCAGUGACCCGGACAACUGCAUUAACGACAAGCUGUACAUGACCUCGGCCGAUGCCUUGGCUGAGGGCGGCUACCUGGCAGCUGGCUAUGACACCAUUCAUAUUGACGACUGCUGGGAGCGUCAGACGCCAACCCGCGAUCCCAACACUGAUCGCUUGGUGCCAAAUGCCACCCGUUUUCCCGAUGGCAUGAAAGCAGUGGCCGACUACGUGCACGGCAAGGGCGUUAAAUUUGGCCUAUACACGGCCGAGUCAUCCAAGACGUGCGGCGGCUAUCCUGCCUCCAAGGACCAUGAAGUGCUAGAUGCCAGCACCUUUGCCGAAUGGGGUGUUGACUACCUCAAAGUGGAUGGUUGUGGUGAUACAAGCUAUUACAACGAGGGCUAUCCCCGUAUGGGCUCGGCCCUGCAAAAUCAAUCGCGGGAUAUUGUGUACUCUUGCUCUUGGCCCGCCUAUCUAGGCAGCGACGAAACAACCAAGCCCUACGAGCGGUUUAUCGAGAUUGGCUGCAACCUGUGGCGUAACUGGAACGACAUUCAGUGCAACUGGGCUUCCCUGUCCAGCAUCAUUGAUCACUGGGGCCAAUACGGUGAAACCCUGCGCAAAUAUGCCGGCCCAGGCCAUUGGAAUGAUCCGGAUAUGCUGCUCAUCGGUAAUGACUGCAUCAAUGCCGACGAGGCUCGCACUCAAAUGGCGAUUUGGUCCAUUGUCGCUGCCCCUUUGAUUAUGGGCAACGACGUGCGCAACAUCUCAGCCGAACACCGAAACAUUUUGCUGAACAAGGAUGCCAUUGCGAGUGGCGGACGGCUCGCUACCUGCCUCGUGCCGCUGGGACCAACGCUGACUGCUUGCCACUGCCCCCCUGCGAGCCCCCAGACUGACGGGUCGAGCUGCCUCAAGAACAAUGCCAAGUGCGGCUGGGUCAACAACAACAAUUACAUGUACUUUGAUAAGCUUGACAAGACGCCACCCGUGCAGCACCUCAACAUCUCGCUGCGCUUUGCCGAUGUGGGCCUGGCUGGUCCCGUGGAGGUCUACGACAUCUGGGCACAAAAGUCUCUUGGAGUGGCCCAGGACACCAUCGCGCAAUGGGAUCUAGAAACAGGUCGCCUCUUCAUUGGCGAUGUCGGAGGCAACGACCCGGUGCGCGGCCGUUGGUUCGCACAGCGGACAUGGAAACACGACACGAUGACGAUGUUCCUCACUCUGGCAUUGUCGGUUCGUAUGAUUUGGACUCACACCACGCAGGCAAUAGCCGAGGAAGAGGUCACGCUGUACCGUGAAUCGGAUGGCUUUGUCAACAUGGGGUGGCCGUUCUGUGAGGGAUUUAGGUGUUAUGAGACCCCCACAAGCGAUUAUCACGCUCCAGUCUUGGCCUGGCCGCACAACAACCAACAAUCGGCAGUCGUUGCCGGCUUCGUGUAUCGUGGCAGCCACUUUCCUCCAAGCCUGUAUGGGACCCUCUUUUACGGCGACUAUGGACUGCGCUUUCUCAACAGCGCCGUCUUUGACGAGACUGGAUCGACCGUUGAAAGGGAGUUUCUCUUUGACACUGACCCUGGCCAGUUUACCACCCUGGAACCCAGCCCCCGAGAGGACUUGUGGAUUGGCAUGGUCUCAGGGAAGGUUGAUCGCUAUUUCUAUCUGGAAGACCCGUACGGUGGCCCCGUCCCACAACCCAUCACUGUGCCCCGCGAUCGCUACGUGCUGCUACCCGAGCCAAUGAACUUUACGUCGGCUCUUGCGGCAUGCUCGAAGCUCGAAGCCAUUGUGGUGGCGCCAGUUGACGAGCAUGAGCGUCUUCUUCUCGAACUGGCCCUCUACGAAUGGCUGACUGGCGAAACCUUGACGAUUGUUCCAGAAGUGAUUACUACCUACGUGGAUCACUGGGUGGCACUGGCACGCGAUGGUCGACCUGAUGUGCUUCAUGGUUUUCAAUGGCUCGAAGGCUCAGCUUACAAUGCGAGCGCUACGCCAUGGCAAGAUGGCGAGCCCAACAACUUGGGGCAGGUCUGCGUCUGGUCAGGCUACAACGGUGCUGGCAUGUUUGAUGACGACAACUGUGCAGCUGAGCAUCACGUUGUGUGUGACUUGCGUCGAGGUGUACCCGAGUUGUCCUCAACAACGCCCGGUCCGACAAGCACGACCUGGGGCGCGGGCAUCGGUACAACAUCUGAGAUGGGCACAAACACAAUGCCCAUGACGACCAUGUCCUCCGAGGUCAUGGUAUUGACGCUUGGGGUGGCGCUGCCCACUGAAGCCGUGGGGACGCAGCUUGAAACCACGGUCAAUUUUGACGGGCUCAACGUGUCCCUGCCUGUCACAUUGACUUUGCCUGUCGGGAGCCGUCAUGUCUUGCACGCGCUUUCGUCGCUGUGCCAGAACUACGCCCUCUGGGUUUUCACUGGAUGGAACGUCGGAGGCCCCGACCGCUUAGAGUUUGAGGUUUCUGGGGAGUGGCCCGUCAUCCGCGCUCGCUACGAACAACGAGGGCAGCGACCGCAUAAGCAGUGUCUGCCUUUCAAGCUGAUCUGA